GACACAAAAUCAAAUCUUUUUUUAAUCAAAUCAUAUAUAUCCCGUUGCUGUUCCCUGUUUCCUUCGAAUAUCUUUUUCACUCUCCUUGAUAUAUAUACUGUUAUAAUUCUUUUUACAGUCUUUGUUUCCAUUUUGACUGAUCGAUCUUCUUUCCCUGUUAUUCAUCAUUUUCUUUCCCUUCAAAAAAAAAAAAUUGACUUGUUUUUAGGAAAAAACCAGUAGCGAGACAACAAUGGUUGAUAAGUACAAUAUUGAAUCAGCUGAAACAUUGGCCAAUCAAGCUCAGGGUUUGCCCAUUGCAGAGGCCACACCGAUAUACGAGCAGCUUCUUCAAUUGUUUCCAACAGCGGCUAAGUUUUGGAAACAGUAUGUGGAGGCACACAUGGCUGUAAAUAAUGACGAUGCUAUCAAACAGAUUUUUAGUAGGUGUUUGUUGAAUUGUCUUCAAGUUCCUCUCUGGCGGUGUUACAUUCGUUUUAUUAGAAAGGUUAAUGACAAGAAGGGGGCAGAGGGUCAAGAAGAGACGAGAAAAGCUUUUGAUUUUAUGCUCAACUAUGUCGGAACGGACAUAGCUUCUGGCCCUGUGUGGAUGGAGUACAUAUCCUUUCUAAAAUCAUUGCCGGCUGGACAUGCACAAGAAGAAUCACAUCGGAUGACUGUUGUGAGGAAAGUCUAUCAGAGGGCUAUUAUUACUCCUACCCAUCAUAUUGAACAACUUUGGAAAGACUAUGAAAAUUUCGAGAAUUCUGUUAGCCGUCAGUUGGCUAAAGGACUGAUAUCCGAAUAUCAACCACAAUAUAACAGUGCAAGAGCAGUUUAUAGGGAACGGAAGAAGUAUUUUGAUGAAAUUGAUUGGAAUAUGCUUGCUGUACCACCAACUGGAUCCCAGAAGGAAGAAAUGCAGUGGAUGGCAUGGAAGAGACUUCUAACUUUUGAAAAAGGAAAUCCACAGAGAAUAGACACUGCUUCCUCCAACAAACGAGUUAUAUUUACGUAUGAGCAGUGUCUGAUGUAUAUGUACCAUUAUCCUGAUAUAUGGUAUGACUAUGCAACAUGGCAUGCUAAAAGUGGUUCGAUAGAUGCUGCAAUCAAAGUAUUUCAAAGGUCUUUGAAGGCUCUUCCUGAUUCAGAAAUGCUACGAUAUGCUUAUGCAGAGCUAGAGGAAUCUCGUGGGGCAAUCCAGGCUGCAAAGAAAAUACAUGAAAACCUUUUGGGAGAUGGUGACAAUGCAACUGCACUUGCACAUAUUCAAUUCAUUCGUUUUCUAAGAAGAACUGAAGGUGUUGAAGCUGCUAGGAAAUACUUUCUGGAUGCUCGCAAAUCCCCAACUUGUACAUAUCAUGUUUACGUGGCUUACGCGUCAGUGGCCUUUUGUCUUGACAAGGAUCCCAAGAUGGCUCAUAAUGUUUUUGAAGCAGGAUUAAAACGCUUCAUGCAUGAACCUGUUUAUAUUCUUGAAUAUGCUGAUUUCUUGACACGUUUGAAUGAUGAUCAAAAUAUCCGUGCUUUAUUCGAGAGGGCAUUGAGUUCACUUCCUCUAGAGGAUUCUGUUGAGGUUUGGAAAAGGUUCGUUAAAUUUGAGCAAACUUACGGAGAUCUUGCUAGCAUGCUUAAGGUUGAGCAAAGAAGGAAAGAAGCAUUUGGUGAAGAUGCAACAGCAGCAUCAGAGAGUUCUUUGCAAGAUGUUGUAUCACGGUAUAGUUUCAUGGAUCUAUGGCCGUGCGCUUCAAAUGAUCUUGAUAAUUUAUCCCGGCAAGAGUGGCUUACCAAAAAUAUGAAUAAGAAAGUGGAGAAGUGUAUUAUGCUUAACGGAACGGCUCUAAUAGAUAAAGGAUCUAUUCCAAGCAUUUCAACUGUGCCAUCAAAGGUUGUCUAUCCUGACACUUCUAAGAUGUUAAUAUAUGAUCCAAAGCAUAAUCCCGGAACAGGUGCUGUAACAAGUGGUGGAACAAAUGCAUUCGAUGAAAUUCUUAAAGCUACACCACCUGCUGUGGUAGCAUUUUUAGCAAACCUACCUGCAGUUGACGGUCCGACACCAAAUGUGGAUAUCGUGCUUUCGAUUUGUUUGCAGAGCGACUUUCCAACAGGUCAAAGUGGUAAAGCAGGGAUUCCAUCACAAUUGCCGGGAGGUCCUGCUCCCGCUACAAGUGACCUUUCUGGUUCAAGCAAGUCUCACCCCGUUCAAAGUGGCUUAGCUAAUAAACCAACUGGUAGAAAGCAAUAUGGGAAAAGAAAAGAAUUAGACAGGCAAGAGGAUGAUGAUACUACGACUGUCCAAAGCCAACCACUUCCUCAAGAUGCUUUUCGGAUACGACAAUACCAGAAAGCUCGAGCCACAAGCACAUCACAAACAGGAUCAGUUUCAUACGGAAGUGCUCUUUCUGGCGAUUUAUCCGGCAGCACCGGUUGAUAUAAUAUUUCAAAUCACUCCCCCCUUACCUAUGUAAAUUAAGAAAAAAGAAAAACCUUUCUUUCAUCCAGUUUAUAGAUAAUUUAAGUAAUUCAUUUGCAAAUAGCAGGGCAAUGAAUUAUUGGCUGUAGCAACAAUGUAUGAUGUAGUUAAAUGGUCAAGAAUAUGUAAAAAUGAAUCCAAAUCUGAUGUUGUAUUUUCCUGUCCCUCUAAUUGAAAAUGAAACCUCACUGAGCUUAUUUUUUCCUA
Molecule: messenger RNA, 2659 nt
Organism: Trifolium pratense (red clover)
Lineage: Eukaryota; Viridiplantae; Streptophyta; Magnoliopsida; Fabales; Fabaceae
Product: cleavage stimulation factor subunit 77
Exons: 20
Coding region: 233-2410 (725 amino acids)
Biological process (GO): mRNA 3'-end processing
Cellular component (GO): nucleus
Molecular function (GO): protein binding; mRNA binding
Source: RefSeq, a predicted model, not a curated record